AAAAAUUGCAUUCGGUAUAGAAUGUUUUUUUAAGUUAAUAUUUUUGAGGGUGUGGAAUGGAUUACAGUAAUUCAAUUCCCCUUAUUUCUUAUGGGAAAAAUCGUUUCGACAUACAAUAUUUUGACUUAUGAUACGUCUCUGGGAAUGGAUUACCAUCGUAAAUCGAAGCCCCACUGUAUUUUUCAUUGCACUUUAAAUAUACAAAUUGGUCUAACUUACCCUUGUAGGUACAGUGUGUUACAAUGAUGUGGAAGUGAUACUUUGUUUACCAUCAUGGCAUCAGAUCUGGUGGUUAUCCAAGCAAAUGACUUGCAGCAGCUGAACUUUCUUCAUCAGGGCAGCACUAGACUGAAGGUGGUGUGUUUUGACCUGUGUUCGUCAUCAAUAGUACUGGGAGCUAACAGUGGCACCAUAUAUGUGCUUGAUCAUGAGACACUCAACCUCAAAAACCAAAUUCCAACAGAGAAUGGAUCAGUUGUGCAGCUCAGUAUAUCGCCCGAUGAAAGUUUAGUUGCGUGUGCUCUGAGCAGUGGAACUGUGGAUAUAUUUGAGCUGGCCAGCCAAAGUGGAGGAGGGUCACGGUACCUGGUCAGGUCUCGUGAACAUGAAGGUCACACGGUUUCAUCAGUUGCUUGGACACACAGCUGUAGUGAGGUGUACAUUGGAGACAUUUCAGGCAGAGUGUCAGUCCUUUAUAUUCCCAAGAGUAAAACUGUCUCCUUGUUUAGAAGUUCUUGCUCACAUCUGAUGACACUAGAAUCUGGUGUUACUCAGCUGGAUUACAGUGAUGGCUAUCUUCUUGUGUCAACUCUUACCCGUUCUUUUAUUUGCAACACGAGUCUUGAAACUUUCUUGCAAAUUGGAACAAAGUUGAGACAGGGUGAAUAUGGAGGAUGUUUCUGCCGGGUGAACCCUAGCAGCAGUAAUGCUCAAACUACUUGCUCUACUGGCAGUACUCACCAGGAACUGGAGGAAAGUUUAGAAGCCCUACAAGCUGUUACUCAACCUUUGUCUGGCUCGGAAACAUCAGGAUUAUCCGAUUGUUAUGAAGCAGUGGAAGAUGACCAAGCUGACAAGAGUACAAAACCAAGCCAAGAAAACCACAGUAGUUUAAAAGUUGGUUUAACAUCUAGAAUAUUUUGUGCACGUCCUGGCACAAGAAUUUGGGAGGCUGAUCAUUCUGGAAAGGUUCUUGUAACACAUCAGCUCAAAAGGGCUCUUAUGGUUCCUCCUGCUGAGGUGCUUUUAACAGAUGGAUCAUUUGGUGAACAAGAAUUGUUAGAAGAGAUUGAUAAGACACCAAGCACCAAGACAUUAGGGUUAUGUUUUCAGUAUACACAUCAGAAAAAGGAAGAUCCCUCACAAACCAAGACACUCGAAAAAGCUUCUAAUAGCUCAUCAAAUUAUAACACAGCAUUGUCAGUUACAUCACAUCCACCAGUCAGUGUUGCAUUUACAAAGUUGCUCAGCUUUUACAGCAACUACCUUCUUGCCAUCUCUACUUAUGGUUUGUAUGUUAUAGAUCCAGCAAACUCGAAAGUACUUUUGUGGAUUAGUGUAUCAGACAGUGUUACUGAUGUAAAGGUUUCAGGGAAUACUCUUAUCUACAAAACAGGCAAUGGGUGUAUACAAAACUUUAUGAUAACUACAGUAGAUAUUGCUAUUUUAGUUUUACACACACGUGGUCAUCAUGUAGGGUGUGCUCAACUGUGCUUACAGUAUAAAGAAGUUUUCUUAAAAUCUGAAUUGCUGUCUCGUUUAGGGGCAAAGAUAUUAACAGAUCUUUCCAACCAUAUUAUUAGUAAAGUCAUUCAAGAGAGACUGCAAAGUUUGAAGAUUUAUGCUGGUUUAGAUAAAGUAAAUGAGAAACAGAGUAGCAGCUAUCAUUUUGAGUCUCGUGUUAGUUGUGUCAGAAAUGAUAGCUUGGAAGAUUGCAGAAUCAGAGAAGGCCUCAACUCUUUUAUAUUUGGUCCUCGAAUGUUUCUCCCAACAUCAGUGACAAGAUGGUACAGUGAUCCUUAUUUACGUCGGGGACGGGAGGAAAUCUCUGUGCAACGUUGCACGGUUUCGGUUGAAAGCAGCCCACUUCAUCAUGCACAUCGAGAUAAAAAUCUUGGACAUAAUACAACAUACAUGCAAGAUAUACAGAGCCCUCUAACCUUGAGCCACAUGUGUCGUGAAGAUGCACUGCAAUCAAAGUCAUUAGGUAAAGUCAUUAAUGGGUUCAGUAGUCCUUCUCCUUCAACUGAAAAUAAAUGUAGCAGUUCAGAACUAUAUCAUGAAGUAAACAGUCCCUCUCUGUCUUCUGGAAGAUGCUCUCAACAUUCUGAUCAUAGAUCUCAUAAAAGCUUUGAGAGUUCUAUAGAAAUGUAUGAAGACCCAUUAUUUUCUUCAGAUACCAGCUCACCUGACCUUGAAAUGGCAUCAAGAAUAUUCUUGGAUAGUAAUCAGUCUUCAAGUCAUUCUUACGAUUCCCACAUUUACAAUCUCACUUAUGCUCCCAUUCAUCCUGGCUCUGAAGCUGCUUCUCUUUUACAGGAUUUAAUGGAAAAUGUUGCUACUAAUAUGGUCGACACCAUAACCUCAGGAACUAAAAAUUUGACAGAUCGAUUGAAAAGUGUAACGCCACUUAUGUCUACAGGAGAUGGAUCUUCUAGGAAAUUAGUUGAUGAGCCAUUUUCAAUAUUGGAUAUACUUGGAAGUAGCUCAAAUACAGAUCAGGAAGACCAGCUACAGAGUAGUACAUCAGGGGAGACAGAUCAAUUGGAUGAUUUUAAUACAAGCAUUGUUAUUAAAACCAAAUCAAAAAAGAAACAUACACAAAAUAAUACUGGAAGCAUUCCGCUCUUGUAUAAGACAACUAAUGUUCCACCUGGAGAGGAAAUAACACGACCAUGUGUGGAACUCCCAGGAAUUGUCAAAAACUUGCAUGAAUUGGUGACAUCCACCUUUCGGCAGAUAAUAAAUGCAGAUGAUGAAGCACAAGCCUGCAUCCUCUUAACCCAUUGGUUAGAAGUAUAUUUUAGCACUGUCCAGCAGAUACAACCCAGUAAACAUCAGUCCUCACAAGCCAGUGAAGAAAUGCCUGCAGAUGGCCCUGUGUCACUAUCUUCAGUUGACUCCUCACACUCUCAGGGUAGUGGAAGAACCUCGUGUGAUUCUCUUCACUGGGACAGUAAUGAUAUUGGUUUUGAACCAUCUGUCAUGAAUGCUGAUAUCCUUGAACAGAUCACAGAGUUGUUUCUCCAAUGUUUAAAUACUGGUGUCUACAUUGAUGACAUUUAUAAUGCUAAAGUAGCACCUAACCUUCAUAAGCAAGACAGUAUGCAACACCCCCUGACGCCCAAAGCAAUACAAAAACUAGAUGCUUUAUAUGCCUAUCUAAUAUCAAAUGAUUGUGGUUUACUUCAUUAUUCAAACCUGCUCAAUGCCUUAGAUACUCUUGGGCAGCAUUAUUAUGUUAUGACAUGGGCAGCUUUGCUGGAAAAAGUGACAAGUGGUGGAUAUAGUAGCCAUCCAUUAUCAUCCAUUAUUCCUGAUUUGGACUUUACACGCUCUCAGAGGGUGUCAAUCCUUUAUAGACUAGCCUCUGCUGGGAAUAUGAAGAAUUUUAUCACCGCUGCAGCUCAGAUUGACAAUCCUGCUGUGAUAACUGAUGUGAUAUUCAUAUUGAAUCAUUUUGCAACCCGCUCACUUGAGGUGGGUUGUUCAUCUAACAAGUCACAGUUUCAGAAACAUUUCUUACAGUACUUGAUUGAAUUGUCACAACACAAGAAUUUGAUUCAGUUAUAUCUGAAUAAUUGGAUUUCAUGUUCCGAGCUUCAAUAUGACAUUCUUAGUGUCUUAUUAAACACUGCUAAUCCUAGUACAUUUUCGUGCAGUUGUGGUAUGCCAAUACCAUGCUAUAGACCUGUGAAUUUGGAAUAUCUUGUAGAUGCCAUAGUAGACCAUGAUAUAUUGGAUGCUAAAAAUUUGUCUGAAUUGUGUCAGAACUUGGGGUACUGGAAAGGAUAUUGCAUUAUUACUCUGGCAUAUAACUUGCACUCCAGCAGUCAGUGUUUUCCAUUCAUCUUACAAAGUUGUAAUCUGCAUCUCCUUUAUGAUAUCAUGGAGGUAUUACAGGCAGAUGAAUUUAUGAUGAUCAUUGAUAUAUUAGCUAGCAUCACUAGUGAAGAUAAUUUUAUCAUGAAGUGCUAUAAAUGUAACAAUAAAAUUAAUUUUCCUGAGGAAGUGGUAAACAAUAUUGUUGAGAAACAAAAACCAUUUCAAUACAUAUUCCAAGUAAGCGGAGAACCUCAUUACACAGAAUUAAAUGCAGAAGAUUUUGAUAAAGCUGAAGCAUUGUUCAGUGCAAGCAAAGAUAUUAAUAGACAUAUCAAAGAACUGGUCCAUCCUGGAAUGUCAAGUGAUGAAAGUGUAUCCAGCAUGGGAGAGUUGUGGGAGGCAGUGGUGGCACAUGUUCUUCGAAGAGUUGGAGCUGUGGAGACUCUACAACUGCUGAGUUGGGUGCAAGACAAGAUUCCACCAGGAAUAUUGACAGAAAGAAUUUACAAUUGGUGUAUUUUGACUUCAUUGGCUGAAAAGAAAGGCCAAACUGCAAGCUGGUCUCUUUUGGACGCUCUGACUUGUACCAAGAGAAAAUUUUACUCUCACAAGAUAGCCAAAGCACUUCAGAGACAUGAUGCCGUAAACAACAGAGCUAAUAAAGAAACUGUGAAACUUUCCAAAUACAGCUUUGAGGGUGUUAAACAUGAAGGGCAUCAAAAUGAACUAAAGAUGGAUCAGAAUGGUGAUGACCCUGUUCCCCCGAAGUCGUCAAUGCAUGGUGUUCGGCAGCCUCCAAGACCUUUGGGACACCACUGGGGAGUGCAGACUCAGGUUUUACAAGGCCUAUGUUUUUGUUGUCAUUUAAAAUUACCUACCCAUGCUUUAGUGAUUGAAGGAGGCAUUACUGUGUUUCCAUGCAGCCAUGCCUUCCAUACCAUUUGCUUAUCUCAGAGGGGUCAUCACUGUGUCAUUUGUGCUCAAAAUGGUUCUCAAAACUUAUAAUCAUAAGCAGAUUUUGAAUUUUAAGAUACAUGUUGAUCAUUCAUUUAAGUCCUUCCAUUGGAACGUCCGUGAUACUUAAUUAAAAUACAGGUCAAAUGUCAGCACUUCGCACUCUCGCUUCUUGUUAGAAAUGCUGUAUUGUUUCUAUGCUGUAUAAAUUUGUAAUCGUCGCCUUUUAUACUAUUGUACAUCCAGUAUUUGAUUUUCAUAAAUAAUUCUGCAGUUUUCUGUUAUCACGUUAGACAAUAGUAAAUAAGGUUAAUCCUAUAUUACGAACACACACUUUAUUCAACUUCGAUAAUCUUGAUUUGUAAUUGAAUUCCUAGCAAGAGAACAAGAUGAAUACUAUGAAAAGCCCUGCUAUCUCAAUGUAAGGCAAUAUCUUACCUAUUUACAAAUGAUUAUUUUCACUCAUGCAUUUGUCUUAAUUAUCUACAACUUAAUUUCCAAACCAAUGAAUGCCUAAAUCUUUUAAAGAUUUGCAUUUCUGUAACUUUAAAUCGACUAAGACACGUUUGUUUUCAUUUCUUCUAUGCCUUUGAAGAGUGUAACUUCAGUGCCCUUAAUAUAAAUUUGUAAGAAAGAUUCCUGAUGCUGGUAAAUAACUAUUGUUCCACUUUGUAUGUAAAAACGUUUUCCAUUCAGUAAUGGUUAAGCUUAGUGCAAGUUACGGUGAUAUUGGGAAGUGAUAAAGUGUUGAUGUGAUAUAUACUAGUCUGUACAAAAUAAUGCAUACUGACCGGCCCAGAGUCGAGGCUUUGCUAAAUGUAGAUACAUCCUCUGUUAACUCUUCCUAUUAUAGGUAAAGAAAUGUCAAGGCAGAGUAAUUAUGUGUGCCCAUAGGGUGAAGGAAACCCUCAGUUUGUGAAGGAUCUUUCCAUUUUGUUAGUUAUGUUCCUGCACCAGAAUGGAUGGCAAUUUCCUGCAGCAGUUAAGAUCUGAGCUGGGCUUCAGAUCUCAGGGCUGUGAAGCUGGGCUUCACAGCCCUGCAUGUGUAUCAACAGUACUGGUACUAUAAUAUUGGAGAAAAUCUCUUAUCUAUCAACAUACCAUCUAAACAUUGUACAGUAAUGUUUUUAGCAUUGUGCCAGUAAAUUGUUAAUGUAAGAUUAUGGAAGUGUACUGUAAAUAUUUAUUUUUAUGCAGCUACUGUUCUCCCUCUUAGAUAAGCUAUAUGGAACCAGACUCCUCAGUGAGGUUCAUUUAUAUGUCAAUAUUCAUAUCUUUCUAAAUUUUUAGCCAACUUUUUCACUAACACAAAGAAUGGACAUGCUUGCUGCAGCUAUCAGCUGAGCAUAUUUAAGAUCUUAAAAAAGCAAAAAAAAAAUUCUGGGCUCAUAUAAUAGGAGUCAUUAUAUGACACGGGUAAUGUCAUACCUAUAUGACACGGGUAAUGUCAUACCUGUAUGACAUUACAGGUAACAAACUGCACACUUUUAAUAGUUACAUGUCCCAUUUUUUUCUCCCUCCUUCCACAUAAUAGAUGGUGGAAAACAACUCUGCCUAGGUUAUGUAUUGGCCACAUAUGCUUAACUAACGGGCACUUAACCCCUAAACUGCGCAAAACUUCAUAAGAAGUGUGACCAUGAGCUCAGUUUUUUUAAUUUUCUGAGACUCUUUCAAAUGUUUUGUGCAUAAUCUACUAAGCAAAUGCUCCAACUUUGUCUAAAUGAUACCAGUGUAACUUGAAAAACAAGAAAAUAAAAAAUAUUAUAAAAUUGAAUAUUAAAAACUUCAGAUUUUGAAAUCGGCUGUAAAAAUGUAAAAAUCACCAAUUGUUCAUUUGGUGUUAGGCUCUCAGAAUAGCAUAUGCUCUUCAUUUUCAUACAUUUAGAAUACAAUGGCACCUCGACAUACGCUUGCCCCUACUUAAAAUUAUUAUAAGUUACAAUGUAAAUUUCAUCGAAAAAUGCGACUCGACAUCCGAUGGUGUCAUUGACUUCCGAUAUUUGUUGGUACAUGUU
Messenger RNA from Procambarus clarkii (red swamp crayfish), 7013 nucleotides. The record is from RefSeq and is a predicted model, not a curated record. NCBI's taxonomy places the organism in Eukaryota, Metazoa, Arthropoda, Malacostraca, Decapoda, Cambaridae.